CCGCCCUUUUCUAAGAUGGCGCAGGCGGAAGGCGCCUGUCAUCGCCCGCUGGCGACGUCGCGGCUGGAGUUGAACCUGGUGCGGCUGCUUUGUCGCUGUGAGUCGAUGGCGGCAGAAAAACGAGAACCGGACGAGUGGCGUCUAGAGAAGUAUGUGGGUGCCCUGGAAGACAUGCUGCAGGCCCUGAAAGUCCAAGCAAGUAAACCAGCCUCGGAAGUGAUCAGCGAGUACUCCCGCAAAGUGGACUUUCUGAAGGGCAUGCUGCAGGCUGAGAAGUUGACCUCCUCCUCUGAAAAGGCUCUAGCUAACCAGUUCCUGGCUCCUGGCCGCGUGCCCACCACAGCCAAGGAGCGGGUGCCUGCCACCAAGACUGUACAUUUGCAGUCUAGGGCACGUUACACCAGUGAGAUGCGGAAUGAGCUGUUGGGCAUGGAAUCAUCUGGAGAGCGUGAGGUGGACAUGAGGAAGCGAGCCAGUGUGAAGGGGCCCAGACCUGCAGAUGAGAAGCAAUCGGCAUCCGAGCUAGACCUCGUCCUCCAGAGGCACCAGGGCCUCCAGGAAAAGCUGGCUGAGGAGAUGCUAGGCCUGGCCCGCAGCCUCAAGACGAACACACUGGCUGCCCAGAGUGUCAUCAAGAAGGACAACCAGACCCUGUCACAUUCACUUAAGAUGGCAGACCAGAACCUGGAAAAGCUGAAGCUGGAGUCGGAGCGGCUAGAGCAGCAUGCACAGAAGUCGGUGAACUGGCUGCUGUGGGCCAUGCUCAUCGUCGUGUGCUUCGUGUUCAUCAGCAUGGUCCUGUUUAUCCGCGUCAUGCCCAGGCUGAAAUAAAGCAAGAACCCUGCACACCAA
This is a messenger RNA of Arvicanthis niloticus (Nile rat), 852 nucleotides long. It is a transcript of the gene Use1, whose product is annotated as unconventional SNARE in the ER 1. Gene Ontology annotation, biological process: retrograde vesicle-mediated transport, Golgi to endoplasmic reticulum. Gene Ontology annotation, cellular component: SNARE complex; endoplasmic reticulum. The record is from RefSeq and is a predicted model, not a curated record. NCBI's taxonomy places the organism in Eukaryota, Metazoa, Chordata, Mammalia, Rodentia, Muridae. Gene Ontology annotation, molecular function: SNAP receptor activity.